GCCCCGCCCCCACAGAAGCCCACGACUCCAGAGAUCGCCGCGGCUCGCUUGCGCCCCGGAAGCUGCCCCUUCCCGGGGUCAUGAUGGGCAGUAAGAUGGCGUCCGCCAGCCGGGUCGUUCAGGUAGUCAAGCCACAUACCCCGUUAAUAAGGUUCCCUGACAGAAGAGACAAUCCUAAACCCAAUGUGUCUGAAGCUUUGAGAUCAGCUGGACUACCAUCUCACACCUCUACAAUUGCACAGCAUGCUAAGGGAAGUAAAUCACCAGAUUUGCUGAUGUAUCAGGGGCCACCAGAUACUGCCGAAAUCAUUAAAUCCUUACCUCAGAAAUACAGACGGAAACCUGUACCUCAAGAAGAAAUGGAAUUUAUCCAACGUGGAGGUCCCGAGUAACUGCUGUGGCUGCUGCUUGUCAUCAUACAAAAGGAUUGUCUUUAUAAUAAAGGACUCCCAAAAUGACAAAUGAAAAAUUGUAUAUUAAAUAACUUUAAUAAAUAUUCUGUAAAAAAUAAUGAAAUAUAGAAAAUUCAGACGAACACCUGCAUCUCCUAAUUUAUGUAUCUUGGUCCACUUCUCUACGAGCUUACCUAAUUGUUUAUAUACUUUAUACUUAUUAAAGCAUACAUUUUUAAAUGUUAGCCUAUUAAUUUACUCUUGAUUAUCAAGUAUUACCAGUAUUGAAUUACUACAGGCACACAACGUCUAGUAAACAAACGAUCAUAGAUCUCCCAUAAUUUUACUCUUCUUUUCUGUUUAGACAGAACAAGAAUUUAUCAGGUGGAAUGACUGCUGUAGAAGUGCUUUCCUGAAAUUAGAUGAAGAAUAGUGAAAUAAUGGCUCCAUUAUUUGUUCUAAAUUUGCUAACAUUUUUUCAGUCAUAAGGUUACUAGCGUAUAACUGGCUUAAUAAGUAUAUCCUACUCCAAAUGAUAAAAAUACACCCAAGAUAAAAACAGAUGUCCAUGGUAUUAGAAUGGGUAAAUAAGACAAAAGAUUAUUUGUAACCUAUAUUCAGAAAAAAUUUCAGAGUAUGAAAUAAGGAUAUGAAUAUAGGAAUAAUUUUCACUACAGAUUGUAGUUUAUUAUAUUCUGGGAGAUAAGGUCAUUGUUUCGUUUACCACUUUGAUUGUGAUCAUGUGUGCAAAUCCUGGUAAUCAUUAACUUCCUCAAAUUUAUGUCUUAAAACCUCAUAAAUUCACCUUAAAUAAUUUAUUAAGGCAAUUUAUCAAACUUUAACAGGAUCAUCCUAUACCAAGGGUAUGUAUAUUAUGAAAAUAAAACCUCACAAAGCUAAAUAAAUUCUCUUCCAUACCUUAA
This is a messenger RNA of Lepus europaeus (European hare), 1315 nucleotides long. It is a transcript of the gene KGD4, whose product is annotated as alpha-ketoglutarate dehydrogenase subunit 4. The record is from RefSeq and is a predicted model, not a curated record. Bases 81 to 392 code for a protein of 103 amino acids. Gene Ontology annotation, biological process: 2-oxoglutarate metabolic process. NCBI's taxonomy places the organism in Eukaryota, Metazoa, Chordata, Mammalia, Lagomorpha, Leporidae. The transcript is spliced from 4 exons.